This is a messenger RNA of Amoebophrya sp. A25, 1821 nucleotides long. Lineage: Eukaryota; Dinophyceae; Syndiniales; Amoebophryaceae. The record is from the annotation of a GenBank genome assembly.
AGUGGUUUAGGUCCUCUGCGUCUCGAUCUUCGGUGUAUGGGAACGCUGCCAACUUGGAUGCAAACACGACAGGACGAGUGCUGGACAUUAUGGUGAUAGGGAUUAUGUUGAUCUAUACGCUCUGAGUAUGUCUAGUAACUUAUAAUACUUACAAAAUGUUUUAAGAGGAAAACUUCAUUCGAAAUUUUUGAAAUUUUUGAAAUGUAGAUGAAGUUUCAUGAAAGUGAGGACGCUACGGGUACGAGAUAUGGCUGGCCAUUGCGUUUUGGUAGGGCAGGACGAAUCCCCAGAGCUUCUUAGCGUGCUGGCAGGAGCAGGACUCGAAUACUUUUCGCAUUGGGAGAGCGGCUUCGAUUAUGACAGGAGUGAAAAUCCUUAGCCCUAAGUCCUUCGUAACAUCUCCUGCAACUUGAACUUUGUUGUCGAUCUAAGUAUGAUGAGAAGCUGCAGUGAAAAAUUGCCAGUGCGAAGGAGGGACUAGAGCUAGAGAUUACAAUUAUGAUUACCACGAAAAAUAGAUGUAGUCGACUGUCGACAGAACCUUGCUUUCGUUAGACUUGUGCCUGAUGAAUGUGAAUGUUCUAAGUCGAUGAAAUAUGUCCUAUUUGGGGCUGCUCUAGUCGAAGGGACGCCAGAGGGCUGAUCGAUACCCAUGUGGAGCAGGGUCGGCCAAGCAUGCGCGGCGUCUCGGGUGUUGCGCUCGAUGGUUGGUUCGGUCUGUGGCGUUCAGUUGCCCACAACAGUUCCAGCUUAAAUCAUUGGUUUCUCAACAAGCAUGUGCGGCCACGCUUGCUUCUCUCGGAACAGGAAAAGACUCAGAAGUUUUCCUCUACUUCUACGUCUACAGCAGGUGGUUGUAAAGAUGAAGUGCAGCAGAUAUCAAUAUCUCUGCGAAGGGACGUCGAGAAUGAAACCAACGUUAAGACCGGCCCGAGAAAGGAUCAAGUGGAUGAGGAAGCUGGUGAUUUGGAGCAAACUGCUGUCACGGUAACUGAGAAGGCUCAGCGCUUGCUGGAAAAUCCUUUGGGCUUCGUCGUCCUGGAUUACGUGGACCAGGAAGUGUGCGGAGCGCUUGUGCAGUUGAACUAUGUGCAUCUGAUUUCUGCUUCGGAGAGAAAGCCUCUACAUGCUGAGUCCUCUUUAAUACCCUUGCCGGGUUCGAAGGAGUAUUUUGUUCUCCAGGGGGACGAAGCUGCUGCAGCUAGAGGUGAUGUGCUUCCUUCCUGGUGUCGGCGGCGUCGAACUUCAUUAGUCGGAGCGAAAAGCUUGCCUGGGAAGGAGGAGCCCACGGUGUCAAUUUUUCGAGUAGGACCAAGCUAUGGGCGAACUGAGAAGACAGUGCUAUUAAAUCCGGUAACAAUUCCUUUUUUUGCCAUGUUUUUCGACGAGUACGGGUUGAAGCCGGGCGCUCACCGGGAAGCCGAACUUCUAGGUCGCCAGUUCAAGGUCGCGCCUUACAAAUCUGAGCAUCCAAAAGAGCAGUUUGCAUGCGCGUUUGCCGGCAUCGUAUGGCACCAAGAUAGUGAUAGUACUGUAUCUGCACCAAAUCAAGCUACUGUAUCUGCACCAAAUCAAACAACCUCCAGCACCACAAGUAGGGCGUUGGCAAGCGAUACAACCACGAGACCACGGCUUCGUGGAGCCUCAUUCCGAAUCUGGAGAAUCGAUAAGCAAGAUGCGGGCUGGGGGAGUGACCUGUGGUUACAGAUUCUUCCCUAGCGUGAAGAGUGUGCUUACAGGCUCUGGCGUCAAACAAUAUUUUAGAGUGAUUUCAAAAUGAUACCUGUCUGGGUAGUAAGAACAGUAACUGUUACUCUUCUC